Molecule: messenger RNA, 656 nt
Organism: Diuraphis noxia (Russian wheat aphid)
Lineage: Eukaryota; Metazoa; Arthropoda; Insecta; Hemiptera; Aphididae
Molecular function (GO): protein binding
Source: RefSeq, a predicted model, not a curated record
UUAUAAUGGCURAAUUCAUUGAAAGUAACCGGGGAAAGUGUUUAUUAAUUUUUGAAAAUUAUAAGUUUUCAAAUACAAUCAUAAAUUGUAAAUUUUAAAGAAAAGCUGGCCGAAAAGUAAACGUUAAGUUUUGGCCGAAAAUAGUAGGGUAAGUGUUGGCCGAAAAGUGACUUUGGCCGAAAACGGUGACGCCCGUAAGAAGGUACCACCGAUGCCCAAGCUGACGGUAUCCACUAGACCGGGAACUGCUAAAACUGAUGUGGAGUAACGGGAUUGGCUCAAGGUCAUAUCAKCUCUACAAGACUAUUGCUGUGUAUGAAUUGUAUGUGUGCGAAUUGGAAAGUGGCGCCGACGAAGCCAAAUGGAAAAAGCUGACCCCCAUUCAGGCAUUUCCGUCGAGACACAACCUGUACGAAAUCACUGGUUUGAAAAGAGGAAUCGAAUAUUAUUUCGCGGUACGCUCGAUGGACGUACAUGAGAGACGUUGGCCCUUUGACUUCAUAUGUAUACGCCGUGAAAAACGGACAUGUGCACCAAAAACGAGACAUAAGAAAUUGCGCUUUUGCAGUAAUACGAGUACGUCAAGAAAUCCUGAUUGGCGAAUAAAACAAUUAAAUUAUCAUUAUGAUCAGCGUAAAUGGAAUUUUUUCGGAUGA